AUGCCUGGUCCUGGAGACUAUACUGUUGGCUGGAUCUGUGCCGUUGAGACUGAGUAUGUCGCUGCGCGAGCUUUUCUCGACGAGAUUCACCCAGGGCCGUCCUCUAUUUCACGCCAUGACAACAAUGCCUAUACUCUGGGGAAAAUCGGCAACCACAACGUUGUCAUGGCCGUCGCGCCUGAUGGCGAAUACGGCAUAACCUCUGCUGCAGCCGUUGGCCGGAACAUGUUGCACAGCUUCCCAAACAUCAGGAUUGGACUGAUGGUUGGAAUAGGCGGCGGCGUGCCCGGUACUAAGAACGACAUCGGACUUGGUGACAUCGUUCCCCCAGCACUGCUGAGAACAGCAAUCAACUACUUGAAGGCCGUCUAUCAGACAGAGGGGCAUGGUCUUGAGCAGUCCAUCUUAUGCGCCUUGAGCCUGAAGCCGAGGCUGCAAGCAAAGUACGGACGACCAAGUCCGGCCAGUGACCGGCUCUUCCGUAGUGACUAUGUUCACCCCACUGAUACCUAAAGACUAGAGGCAAUAUAUAUAUCUAGCUAUGA
This is a messenger RNA of Fusarium vanettenii 77-13-4, 545 nucleotides long. RefSeq lists its product as uncharacterized. Gene Ontology annotation, biological process: nucleoside metabolic process. Bases 1 to 513 code for a protein of 170 amino acids. Gene Ontology annotation, molecular function: catalytic activity. The record is from RefSeq and is a predicted model, not a curated record. The transcript is spliced from 2 exons. NCBI's taxonomy places the organism in Eukaryota, Fungi, Ascomycota, Sordariomycetes, Hypocreales, Nectriaceae.